CGGAGCGGCUGCGGCGGCGGACCCCCCAGGCGGGCUGGGGUUGAGCCCGGUGCCGGGGCGGGGGCUCCGGGGGGACCAUGCCCGGAGGCCGGCCGGCCGCAGCAUGGCUCACGGGCCCGGCGCGCUGAUGCUCAAGUGUGUGGUGGUCGGCGACGGGGCGGUGGGCAAGACGUGCCUACUCAUGAGCUAUGCCAACGACGCUUUCCCGGAGGAGUACGUGCCCACCGUCUUCGACCACUACGCAGUCAGCGUCACCGUAGGGGGCAAGCAGUACCUCUUGGGACUCUAUGACACGGCCGGACAGGAAGACUAUGAUCGGCUGAGGCCUUUAUCUUACCCCAUGACUGAUGUCUUCCUUAUAUGCUUCUCUGUGGUGAAUCCAGCCUCGUUUCAGAACGUGAAAGAGGAGUGGGUGCCAGAACUUAAGGAAUACGCACCGAAUGUCCCCUUUUUAUUGAUAGGAACUCAGAUUGAUCUCCGAGAUGACCCCAAAACUUUAGCAAGACUGAACGAUAUGAAAGAAAAACCUAUAUGUGUGGAACAAGGACAGAAACUAGCAAAAGAGAUAGGAGCGUGCUGCUACGUGGAAUGUUCAGCUCUAACCCAGAAGGGUUUGAAGACUGUUUUUGAUGAGGCUAUCAUAGCCAUUUUAACUCCAAAGAAACACACAGUAAAAAAAAGAAUAGGAUCAAGAUGUAUAAACUGUUGUUUGAUUACGUGAGAAACAUCUUCAGUGGCCAAGGAAACUGUUCAUUUCUCUCUAAGAAAGCAAAUGAAAUGCUACAGCUCUACCCAGACCUCUUAUAAAUACUGAAGCAGUUUAAAACUUGAAAGAAAAAACAACAACCUUGUCCUCAGAAUUCUAUCAAGUUCAUGAAGAAUGUUUCUUACAGGUCCAAGAAGCAGCAAGCAGCAUCUGAAGCCACAAUCUAUUAUAAAUACUUUAUUUCAACUAGAAGGUACAAUCUCUCAGGGGUUUCAUAGUUUAAAAAGCUACAAUCACAUCAUGUAACUACAUAAAAACCAGUGCUGUAAAUGGGACUGCCUGGCUUAGACCAUGUACAUUUCUGCACAGUCCUUAUGAAAUCUGCACAAAAACUCUUCCUGUGUUCCAGUUAAUUGUUCUUGUAUGUAAGUUGCUUUCUGUUCCAGUAUAUCCAGAGUGGCGAAAUAGCAAGGCCAGCCACGUAGCCACAGGUCGCUCCAAGCGUACAGGAGAUGGGCCAUACCUGAGAAGAGAAUGUAGGAGAUCAAAAGAGAACAAAUGUUUUAUUAUUACUUGAGCACAAGUUAAGUAUAACCUAAAUAUUUCUAUAUUAAAGCUUAAUACGCUUUCUUAAAGAAUGCCAAAAGUAUAAUAAGGUCAUACUACAUUCAUCAUGAACACUAAAAAUGUACACAUUUUAGUUCACGUGCAUUCAGCUGUAACAAAGCUUCUGGCGACUGUAGAUUUAGUUUGAUGCUCCCCAAACUGCAUGAGAGACAUGCUAAAAUUACAGAUUAAAAUUUUGGGUCAGACUUUGCCAUAAUCUUGGACUCAAUUUAGCUCUCUGAAGUUGGUAAUUUUGUUUGUAAUGUCCACACUGACUUGUAUAUCAAAUGAAAUGAGAAGGAUGUAUGAUGACCAAGCCACAAGAAACUUUAACUUGUGUUAAAAAGACCUAGAAUUCAAUCAUGUUGCAUGGAAUUUAUAACAAAGCAAUUGUUUCCAUUAUAAAACUGAUGUCACCUUUCAGAUACAGGUAUUGGAAUCAGCAGAAGUUACAGAACCACAACUUAAGUCAAACACCUAGAUUGUAAGUUAAACAAAAGACUGGCUUCCUGUACCCACUUCCCCCAGCCACAAUCACACCAAGCCAGAAGUAAAUAGUGUUGAUUUAUUCCAUUCACAAGCAGUACAUAUUGGUCCCUAAGUGAAAGGCCCUGUUU
Molossus molossus (Pallas's mastiff bat) is the source of this 1929-nucleotide messenger RNA. RefSeq names its product ras homolog family member Q (gene RHOQ). Lineage: Eukaryota; Metazoa; Chordata; Mammalia; Chiroptera; Molossidae. The coding region runs from base 104 to 721 and encodes 205 amino acids. Gene Ontology annotation, molecular function: GTP binding; GTPase activity. Gene Ontology annotation, biological process: small GTPase-mediated signal transduction; cortical actin cytoskeleton organization. The transcript has 5 exons. The record is from RefSeq and is a predicted model, not a curated record.